This is a messenger RNA of Vitis riparia (riverbank grape), 1288 nucleotides long. Its product is annotated as lon protease 2-like. Lineage: Eukaryota; Viridiplantae; Streptophyta; Magnoliopsida; Vitales; Vitaceae. The transcript has a single exon. The record is from RefSeq and is a predicted model, not a curated record. The coding region runs from base 181 to 1035 and encodes 284 amino acids.
UUGGGUCUCUUAUUCGAACCCUCUAAGCCACCAGAUACUCUCCAACUCUCAAUAUUAACACAUCUGGCACUGUAUCAAAUCCAUCAAUGCCCUGCGCUUCUGCUCUCCACAAUGUCACUUUCUCUAUCUAAUUCCCUUUUCCCUCUCUAGACUGUUCCCCCUCCUCUCCCAAACAUUCCAAUGGCUCUUCCUCAGCUCAUUCCUUCUCCUCCUUCUUCUUCUCUCUCUCGCAAACUCUUCUUAAACCCUAACUGUAGAUUUUUUUCCCCAUCAUCUUCUGUCAUUCCAGUCCCUUCUCUUGCACGUCACCGUCACCACCGUCGCCGGAAAUCCAAUUCCCUCCGCUGCUCCGCAUCCUCCUUCUCCGAGAAGCACCACACCGGCUCCCCCAAGUCCGAUGACGUCGUCGAACUCCCUCUCUUUCCUCUUCCGUUGGUUCUAUUUCCCGGGGCCAUCCUCCCAUUGCAGAUCUUUGAGUUCCGAUAUCGGAUGAUGAUGCACACUCUCUUACAGACGGAUCUCCGAUUCGGUGUCAUCUACUCCGACGCCACUACCGGCACCGCCGAUGUGGGAUGCGUCGGCGAGGUUGUGAAGCACGAGCGCCUCGUCGACGACCGGUUCUUCCUCAUUUGCAAAGGGCAGGAGCGGUUCCGCGUCACGAACUUGGUUCGGACCAAACCCUAUUUGGUGGCAGAGGUGACGUGGUUGGAGGAUCGGCCCUCCGGCGACGGCGAUGAGGACUUGGAGGCGUUGGCAAAUGAGGUCGAAACCCAUAUGAAAGACGUAAUUCGAUUAUCGAAUCGAUUGAAUGGGAAGCCGGAAAAGGAGACCCAAGAUUUGCGCCGGAACUUGUUCCCGACGCCGUUCUCGUUCUUUGUUGGUAGUACGUUCGAAGGCGCGCCGAGGGAGCAGCAGGCAUUACUGGAAUUGGAGGAUACAUCUGCGAGGUUGAAAAGGGAGAAGGAAACCUUGAAGAAUACCCUGAAUUACUUGACGGCAGCAUCGGCGGUGAAAGACGUAUUUGCAUCUUCGUGAAUGGGUGAAUUGGGCAAAGGUGGAAGAGGGUUCUUUGUUGAUUGAGGACACAGAGGGAAGGCAAUGUUAAAAUAUAGGUACCAUUGCAUACUCUUUGCUUAUUGCAACCCAAGGGUUAUGAACCUGUAAAUUUUGAUGUCUAAUCCUAUAUGCAUACUCUAGUUUCUUAGUCAUAUACCCUGAGAUAUUACUGUUCAUAUAUGUUUAUAUUUCUUGCUUAGUUAACGGUUCUUUCUUUGGUUUCUUUGAGAAA